Molecule: messenger RNA, 733 nt
Organism: Acanthisitta chloris (rifleman)
Lineage: Eukaryota; Metazoa; Chordata; Aves; Passeriformes; Acanthisittidae
Gene: PGAM5
Product: phosphoglycerate mutase family member 5
Exons: 6
Coding region: 1-705 (234 amino acids)
Biological process (GO): positive regulation of mitochondrial fission
Cellular component (GO): mitochondrion
Source: RefSeq, a predicted model, not a curated record
AUGUCGAGUCUUGAGCUGGCAGUCAGGCGUGAACCACUGGCUCUUAUCAACCUCAAAAAGAAAAAUGAAGAAACUGGGGAAGAAGAACUUGCCUCUCGCUUAGAUCACUGCAAAGCCAAAGCCACGAGGCACAUAUUCCUCAUCCGUCACUCUCAGUACAACCUGGAUGGCCGAGCUGAUAAGGACAGAACUCUGACCCCUCUCGGUCGAGAGCAGGCUGAACUGACUGGACACAGGCUGGCAAGCUUGGGAUUAAAAUUUGAUCAGAUUAUCCACUCCUCCAUGACCAGAGCAACCGAAACAACUGAAAUUAUAAGCAAACAUCUCCCAGGAGUCAAAAAAAUUAGUACUGAUCUGCUGAGAGAGGGAGCACCUAUAGAACCAGACCCUCCAGUGUCUCACUGGAAACCAGAAGCUGUGCAGUAUUACGAGGAUGGAGCUCGCAUCGAGGCUGCUUUUCGGAACUUCAUCCACAGAGCUGAUGCCAAGCAGGAGGAGGACAGCUACGAGAUCUUCGUGUGCCAUGCAAACGUCAUCCGCUACAUAGUGUGCAGAGCACUGCAGUUCCCCCCCGAGGGUUGGCUGCGCAUGUCCCUCAACAACGGCAGCAUAACCCACUUGGUGAUACGGCCCAACGGGCGAGUGGCACUGCGGGCACUGGGUGACACGGGUUUCAUGCCUCCAGACAAAAUCACACGCACCUGAAGAAGCAGUGGAUGGCUGUCCAGGAGCU